UGUUUUGGUGGCAGGGUGAAUUGAGAUUCAUUUCUUGAAGCCCUCUCUCUCUCUCCAUUGUCAUAAUCUCUUUCUCUCUUGCUCUUACAUCAAGGAGGAGAAAGAGAGUUAAAAAGCAAGAAAGCAGAAGCCUUUUUCCUGUCUCUCUGUUCUACCAAAACUCAGAGCUUCUCUUCUCACUCAUCAAGAGCUUCCAUCACCCAGCUUUUUCAGGCUGUCACUGUUCCUCUCCAUCUUCUUCUUCUCCUCCUCAAACUGUUCCUCCCCCUUUAGCAACCCUUUGUUGCCAAAUUAGUAAAACCCCCCUUUCCUCAAAUCAAUGAAAUUCCAAUCUCCCAUUUCCAAGACUUGAUUUUUAUCAUCUGGGUGUUCUAGAUCUUAAUCAAGUCUCAACUCCAAGAAAAUCCCAAUCUUGAUUUAAUCUCCAAUUUUUUGAAAAAAAGUCUUUUCUUUUUGAGAUUCCUAACUAAGUGAGAGGUGGGUGUUGAGUAAAAGGUAUUCUGAUUCCUCCACACACACCAAAAAUGCUCCCUCCUCCUCUGAUUUAACACUGAUUUAUGCCAUUCCCAACCUCCCAACCUCCUCUCUCCACCUCUCCCCUCUCUCGAUCUUGAUGAGGUGGGACAUGGAGAUCUUAUCACCAAGCUCCUACUUCUCCAAUUCAAGCUGGCUCCUCGACGAGAGCAGGAGCACGAGGUGGACCGCCGCCGAGAACAAGCUCUUCGAGAACGCCCUCGCAUUGUUCGACGAGAACACGCCGGAGAGGUGGCAGAAGGUGGCCGCGAUGGUGCCCGGGAAAACCGUCGGCGACGUGAUUAGGCAGUACAAGGAGUUGGAGGAUGAUGUCAGCAGUAUUGAGGCAGGGCUUAUCCCUGUCCCUGGCUACGCCACUUCUUCUCCCUUCACCCUCGAGUGGGGCGGCGCCGCCCAUGGCUAUGACGGCUUUAAGCACUCCUUCGCCGGAGGGAGGAAGGCGCCGCCGCUGGGAAGGCCGUCGGACCAGGAGAGGAAGAAGGGGGUGCCUUGGACUGAGGAGGAGCAUAAAUUGUUCUUGAUGGGGCUGAAGAAGUAUGGGAAAGGGGAUUGGAGAAACAUAUCUAGGAAUUUUGUGAUCACAAGAACUCCAACACAAGUAGCUAGCCACGCCCAAAAAUACUUCAUCCGGCAGCUCUCCGGCGGGAAGGACAAACGGCGGGCCAGCAUUCACGACAUCACCACCGUGAACCUCAACGAGCACCAGUCGCCCUCAUCAGAGACAAAGAAGCAACCCUCGCCAGAGCAGCCCUCGAUCCUUGCCCCACAGCCGGAGAAGCUCCCAAGCUACCCAUGGAGCCAGGCUACCAACGAGGCCGUUGUGGGGUUCAGCUCACUUUGCCAUGGGAACAUGUUCGCCUCCCCGCCCUAUGGCAUAGGCUCUUUCGGGAACAAGAUGCACGGUCAGCACCUGCAACGGGACAUGUUUAUCGGGUCCCAAAACGCGGUGUUUCAGAUGCAGCCGGAGCUGCACUACCCCAAUGCAUAGAUUGAUGGAUGCAUUUGUGAUCUUGUUGGUUUGAGAAAAAGGCAUAGUUAAAUUUUUUAGCCUAAAAGCUUAGCUUUUGCUUGUGAUUUUUCUUGAUUU
Salvia splendens (bonfire salvia) is the source of this 1621-nucleotide messenger RNA. RefSeq names its product transcription factor DIVARICATA. Lineage: Eukaryota; Viridiplantae; Streptophyta; Magnoliopsida; Lamiales; Lamiaceae. The transcript is spliced from 2 exons. Gene Ontology annotation, molecular function: DNA binding. Bases 614 to 1522 code for a protein of 302 amino acids. The record is from RefSeq and is a predicted model, not a curated record.